UUGAUUUUGGCGGGCUGUACGGGGGCACGCGGGCGCCUCGGGGUCUCCGGGCUGCCAAGUGGCUCGGAUAACCAAAUAACAAUCGGCAUGCGCGAGAAAUCUGCUUUUCCAGUUGGUCCACCCUCUUGAAAGGGAAUCGAUAUUUUCCGGGCUUUGUCAACGGCGGAUCCCAAUUUGCAUUUCUCGUGUGCCGUCUCUGCUGCUACGACCCUCACAAUGAUCGGGGGCUAACCAGCGCCCAGGAUGGCGGAGAACGCGACAGAGGCGGCCACUCUGGCGCCGCCGGCGCCGUACUCGGUGGCCGAGACGGUGCUGAUUGCGGUGAUGGCAGGAUCGUUGAGCAUGAUCACCGUCGCCGGCAACAUCAUGGUGAUUCUGUCCUUCAAGAUCGACAAGCAACUGCAGACCAUCUCCAACUACUUUCUGCUCUCGCUGGCCAUCGCCGACGUCUUCAUCGGCUCCGUCUCAAUGCCCCUUUACACGAUUUACUUGCUGCUCGGCUACUGGCCUUUCGGGCCCAACGUCUGCGACGUGUGGCUCGCUCUUGAUUACCUUGCUUCCAACGCCAGCGUGCUCAACCUUCUUAUAAUCUCAUUUGACAGAUAUUUCUCGGUAACUCGUCCUCUAACCUAUCGAGCAAAGAGGACGACGACAAAGGCAGCAGUGAUGAUUAGCUCCGCAUGGGGAAUUUCUCUACUGCUGUGGCCGCCGUGGAUUUUCUCCUGGCCGUACAUCGAAGGCAAACGCACAGUUCCCGACACCGCCUGCUACAUUCAGUUCAUCGAAACGAACCACUACAUUACUUUUGGUACUGCAAUCGCGGCGUUUUACGUGCCGGUCACGGUAAUGAUAAUUCUUUAUUGGCGAAUUUGGCGGGAAACGGAGAAAAGGAAGAAAGAUUUGCCAAAUCUGCAGGCCGGAAAGAAAGAGUGCUCAAAGCGCUCCAACUCGAGUGACGAGGCCAUGGACCUCGAGGACUGGAAAAGGACUCGCAGCGAGUCCAGUACUGGGCCUGACGAAGUCGACUCUCAGAGCUUUAUAGCGGUCCCAUAUCGCACGUGUGCGGUGCACGGGCCGACGGUGAACCAGCAGUACCACGCGCCGUGUUCGCCAUCGUGGAUCCGCUACAAGUGCGACCUGCUGGCGUCGUACUUGCGCUGCUGCUUCGCCCGAACCUUGGGCGGCGGCGAGGCGCAGCAGGCGCCGCAGCACCGAUUUUGGCGGCGCCGCCAGCAUGACUUGGACACGAUGAGCGAGGCGGGCUACAACACCUCGGUGUCGAUGGAGACGAGCGUACCUAGCAGCGUGUCGCGUUGCACCUCUCUAAACAUGAUCAAAGACCAGUACGCGGUCAACCCAACCGCCAGGCUUGCACACUACGAUCCUAAACAGGUGACAAGUGGGGCUCGCACGCUGACGCGGUCCGUGUCCACCGAGUCGGUGUACACGAUUCUAAUACGACUGCCCUCGGAGAACGAAAAGUCCGAGUUGGCGUCGAUCAAAAUGCUGCCGGCGCUGGACACUGGUUAUCCAGACGCGAAUCUGCGUCGCCACUCGUCGGACGUACGCAUCCCGUUGAACGCCAAAAUCAUCCCAAAGCAGCUGAUCAAGUCCAACUUCCCGCUGAAGAAAAAAAAGAAGAAGUCGAGUGAGAAGAAGGCGGACAAGAAGGCGGCCAAGACGUUGUCCGCCAUCCUAUCCGUGUUCAUCAUCUCGUGGCUGCCGUACAACGUGUUGGUGCUGCUCAAGCCGCUGACCUCGUGCGAGGACUGCAUCAGCCAGGGCGUGUGGGACUUCUUCUACUUUUUCUGCUACAUCAACUCGACCAUCAACCCCUUCUGCUACGCCCUGUGCAACGAGACCUUCCGCAAGACCUACAUCAAGAUCAUCAAGUGCAAGUGGCAGUCGCGCAACCGGGCUGCCCUCAACCGCGGAUAUUACAACUGACCGAGACAAUAAAAAUAAAAAGCCAAACCACACUUUACAUUUUUUACGGACCCUGAUCGACCCGACACUCGGCUUUUUUCAGCCCCUGAAUAACGCGAUUUUCCGGCCUGAUUCGAGAAUGGAGGACGAAAAACGAAUAUAAAUAGAGUAUAAGGAUUUUUGUCCAACGCGCUUUUCUGCGUUAGAUCGGUGUUUGUAUCAAACCUCAUUAUUAUACUUCCCAUUAAAGAGAAAUCUGUGUACUACUAACGUCAAAUUUUAGACAAAAUUAACUAUGAAACGAAUCUCGUGCCAAAUAUUUGAACAGGUCAAAGUUGCGUUCUUGCGGUAUUUGAAAUUUCCGGCGUGGAUAAAACUUCCGGCUUCCUCUUCUGGGUGGAGAGCAAGGGUGCAUUAUUAAAAUGGAUCUGAAUGUUUAACCAAAUUCCAAAAAUUUAAAAGGGCUUGGGACAAUAACUUUUUAAUAAUAAAAUUUGAUCUCCCAUUUCAAAAUUAUAUUAAAUUUCAGUUUAAGAGAAUUUUGUAUAUGUUUUUUCUCGUGAUUUUCUCCCCCGUCGCAGGCAUAUAGAUUUGAAAUUCCAAUUUAAUUACUGAUUUUGGGAGAUGCUGAUAGACGUGUACUUUUUUCUCAUCUCAAAAGAGGAGGUUAAGAGUUUAUUCUCGUCUCAAAAGUUACAAUUUGUAAUUUUGAAAAAGUAAAAAAAUUUAUUUGAAUUUUUAAUUAAUUAUAAUGCAAUGAGUGUCGGGCCGCCGAGGCAGGGGUGCUGUAUUAACGAACCAACGGCCACGCUGCUCAACGACCCUCGGUGUGUUCUCUUUCAUAUCCCCGCCCGACACAAUUGAGAACUGCUGCAGGCAAUUGUGCGAAUCAGUGUUUGGAUGUUUGUAUUCUACCUAACGAGCUGUGUUUAUUGAUUAAUAUUAAAUAUACACACAUAUGAAA
Messenger RNA from Neocloeon triangulifer, 2890 nucleotides. RefSeq names its product muscarinic acetylcholine receptor DM1 (gene mAChR-A). The transcript has 6 exons. Gene Ontology annotation, cellular component: synapse; plasma membrane; dendrite. The record is from RefSeq and is a predicted model, not a curated record. Bases 244 to 1947 code for a protein of 567 amino acids. Gene Ontology annotation, molecular function: G protein-coupled acetylcholine receptor activity; G protein-coupled serotonin receptor activity. Lineage: Eukaryota; Metazoa; Arthropoda; Insecta; Ephemeroptera; Baetidae. Gene Ontology annotation, biological process: chemical synaptic transmission; G protein-coupled receptor signaling pathway, coupled to cyclic nucleotide second messenger; adenylate cyclase-inhibiting G protein-coupled acetylcholine receptor signaling pathway.